UAUGGCUGCCAACUUGGAUUAUUUCCAUCAAAUAUGAACAGUCCCAAAAAUCUGGUUUAUUCUUGUAAUGAUAUAGCCGGGGUUUCACUUCAUGUUUGCACGUAAUGAAGUAGUUAAAAAGCUACAUUUUUGUAUACUUAUUGGAUAGAAGCAAACAUGCGAAGGAGACGAACAGCACAUCGGUUUGGCGAUAAACGUCGUACAACUGACGUUUUGAUAAAUGAAAAAGUCGAUUUCUCUGGUCUCAUGUUGUCCAGCAACGUACUAGAAGGAUUAAAAAGUGCCGGGUUUGAAAGACCAUCUCCAAUACAACUAAAAGCAAUCCCUCUUGGUAGAUGCGGCCUAGAUUUAAUAGCACAGGCAAAAUCAGGAACUGGUAAAACGUGCGUUUUCAGUGUCAUUGCGCUUGAAAAUAUCAAUUUGGCUGUGGUGUCGGUUCAGGUACUAGUUCUCGCCCCAACUCGUGAAAUUGCUGUUCAGAUCAAGGAUGUCAUGUGCUCAAUUGGUCAACAUUUAAAUGGCUUAAAAACUCAUGUCUUUAUUGGAGGAAUGCCUCUUGAAGAUGAUAAAAUUAGUUUGAGACAAUGUCAUAUUGCUAUUGGCACUCCAGGUCGCAUUAAACAUCUCAUAGAAAGCAAACUGCUGCAGACAACUUGUAUCCGCCUUUUUAUUUUGGACGAAGCAGACAAGUUGUUGGAUGAGAGCUUUCAGAAACAAAUCAAUUGGAUCUACUCCACACUUCCCAGCAGUAAACAGAUAUUGGCGCUAUCAGCGACGUACCCAGAUCAUCUUGCUGAGCGGUUGAAAAAUUAUAUGAAAGAUCCAACAUUUGUUCGCUUAAAUUCUGCUGAUCCUGCUUUAGAAGGAAUUCGUCACUAUCGUUGCAUUGUCUCUUUCCAUUCUCUUCCACAUAAAGUAUUUCAGGAGAAGGUUGAAAGUCUUCUACAUUUGUUCUCAAAGCUGUCAUUUCAUCAAUGUUUGAUUUUUUCAAACUAUCAAAUCAGAGCGAAGAAUUUAAGCGAAACGUUAGCAAAGAAUGGAUGGCCGUCGACGUAUAUUUCAGGAAGUCAAGGACAAAAUGAACGUCUCAUUGCCAUGGCAAAGUUAAAGGAGUUCAAAUGUCGUAUCAUGAUUUCCACCGAUUUAACAUCACGUGGUAUAGACGCUGAACGUGUUAACCUCGUGAUCAACAUGGAUCUGCCGCAUGAUAGUGAGACGUAUUUACACAGAGUUGGUAGAGCUGGGCGGUUUGGUUCCUAUGGUGUUACAGUAAACUUUGUAGCUGAAGGAAAAGAGGUCGCGAGUUUAAACGAAAUAGAAGGUGAUUGUGGAGUUACGAUCGCACCUCUACCAGAUGAUAUCUCGAAGAUUUUGUCAGAAGAGAUGUUGGAUCAUUCGCAAGAAAUAUCAGAAACAAAUUGCAACACGAUUAAACAAACACUUGACAAUAACCAGCUUCCCGUGGGGAAGAUAGCGCACGGUGAAGAAACGAACGAUAAUCAUCAGAAGACUGAGAACAGAACUGUCGAAGAUAGAAGAACAAAAAAGACUGAAGAAAAUUAUGAUGUUGAGGGGAAUGAAAGUAAAAACACGACAGAGGAUGAGCGACUGGAGAAAGAGAAUGAAAUAAAGUUUUUAGAAAGUGCAAAUGAUAAGAAACAAGAUCAUGAUGACGAUAGUGAGGGGAAUGAAAGUAAAAACACGACAGAUAAUGAGCGACUGGAGAAACAGAAUGAAAUAAAGUUUUCAGAAAGUGCAAAUGAUAAGAAACAAGAUCAUGAUGACGAUAGUGAGGGGAAUGAAAGUAAAAACACGACAGAUAAUGAGCGACUGGAGAAACAGAAUGAAAUAAAGUUUUCAGAAAGUGCAAAUGAUAAGAAACAAGAUCUUGACGACGAUGUUGAGGAGAAUAAAAGUAUCAAUGUAACAAACCACACUGAGGUUGAACUGGUGCAGAAAAUACAUGAUAAAAUGGAAAUGAAUGAAGACACGAGAACUGAACAGGUUCAUGUUGAAAACACUAAAUGCAGCAUAGAAUAUAAAGAAGUCGUAUUAAAUCCCAAAUUGAACGGGCAUAACGAGGUGGUGAAUGAUUUAUGUGGUGCGCUUGAAAUUGAAAGUAUUCAAAGUGAUUUUUUGAAGAAUAAUAUCACAGAAAAUAAAAAUGAAGAAAAUGUUAAUGAAAGUGGAAGAAGUCAGAUAAUCUUCAGAAAUCGUGAUGCAGAUAUGUCUCCAAUAAAGCAUUUCAACGGAGAUUGUUUUGUCAGCGAUGAAAGUGGGUCCGAGUAUGAAAGCUCUGAAGAGAAUGGAUCGAGUGAGAAUUCAUCUGAUUCCCACGUGCCACUCUCGUGUAAAGAUUUUGACAAUGUUUUCGAUUCCUAUCUCAAGGCUCGCGGUGGUGGGUCCCGUUCCAAGAACAGUAAAACUAGUUUUAAGAAUGAACCUGAAACUUUAGAUCAAUCAUUGAAAACAAGUUUGACUGCAGAAACAAGUGUUGAUAACACAUUUUGUACGUCGAGUAGCGCAAUAAAUGCAAAUGAGAUACCGCAUUCGCGAAGUGAGAUUGCACAGGAUGAUGUAAGAUCAUCGGAGACAAAGAAUGCCAUCGCUCGUGAGCAUAUAGUAGCGGACGAAUACAGGUUUGAUUCAAACGAAACAAGUACAGACUUUACUGCCAUCGCAACCAAUGGUAGUGAAAAUCUCGGAGAAACAAUGUUUUAUGGCGCCACGCCUGAUGACGUCACUGCGUAUUUGGCCGAGUUACCUAUUUCGUGGACUAAUACUUGGUACCGAGUUUAUGACAGGCAAACCAAAUUUAUUAUGAAAUACACAAAAUUUUCGCAUGAAAAUGUUUGAGUUGAUUAUAUUUUUGUAGAAGAAACCCAAUGCAUGGUUAGAAUAUCAAUAAAUUG
Messenger RNA from Dendronephthya gigantea, 2912 nucleotides. RefSeq names its product probable ATP-dependent RNA helicase DDX20. NCBI's taxonomy places the organism in Eukaryota, Metazoa, Cnidaria, Anthozoa, Malacalcyonacea, Nephtheidae. Bases 157 to 2856 code for a protein of 899 amino acids. Gene Ontology annotation, molecular function: ATP binding; RNA helicase activity; RNA binding. The transcript has 12 exons. Gene Ontology annotation, cellular component: SMN complex. The record is from RefSeq and is a predicted model, not a curated record. Gene Ontology annotation, biological process: spliceosomal snRNP assembly.